AGCUGGUGACUUAUUGACUGAAGACAGACUCAAGGCUGAGGACGCUGCUGUCUGUCCUCUGUCCAGCAAACCAUGAAGGACAAUGACACUCAAACUUGUUUCUUCUGUUCUUUUUUUUUUUGAGUCCUCAUCUCUAACGUCUUUGUCUGCUCAUCUCCACCUGGGUCGGCUGACCCCUGACCUGGAGGUCUGCAGACCCUCAGAGCUUCACUGUUUUUUGAACAAGGUUCCGAUAAAAGCCUUGGGUUUUUCUUCUGGACAGAUGCACCAGACCUCCUCAAAACCAGGACCAGGACCAGAGCUAGUUCAGUCUGAAUCUGCAGCAAUGGCUGAUGGGAAGCGGCGUGGCGGUGGCAGGGUGUCUCCUCCAGAUAACGGGUGGGGCUGGGUGAUCGUUGGCUCGUGCUUCAUGGUGAUGAUGUGCACACGAGCAUUUACCAGGUGCAUCUCCAUCUUCUUCGGGGAGUUUCAUGCUCACUUUGGAGCUGACUACGCUGCUACAGCCUGGGUCCACAGUCUGGUGGACUGCGCCACCAUGCUGUGUGCUCCUGUGGGCAGUUUGGUCGCUAAUCGAUGGUCCUGUCGUGUGGCAGUGAUGGUUGGUGGACUCUUGUCCUCCUGUGGACUCCUUCUCAGUUCUUUCUGCAGCAGCCUGGAGAUGCUCUACUUCACCAUGGGAGUCGUCACAGGUCUGGGUUUCGCACUGUGUUACACGCCUGCUCUCGCCAUGGUGGGCUGUUAUUUCCGCCAGAGGAAGGCGCUGGCAUACGGUAUCGCGUCAUCGGGCAGCGGGAUUGGGACGUUCGUGUUGGCUCCCACCGUGCAGCUGUUGAUCGAGCUGUACUCGUGGAGGGGGGCGCUGCUCAUCCUCAGCGCCUUCGUUGCCAACCUCUGCGUCUGCGGGGCGCUGCUUCGACCAAUCACACUGCGGGAGGAGGAGGAAGGGGCGGAGCCAGUGGGGGAAGAGAGGCCAGAUGCAGGUACCAUCUUGCCGUCAAUUGCUGAACUCGCAAUAAAAGAAUCUCAGGACGUCCCACAGUUGCCCGCUGUGUUGCCAUCACAUUCAUCUAUACCACUGCUGCCCCGGGUGAUGGGAAACUCCACUGCUCAGACGCAGAGCAUCCUGUCCAAUAAGGAUUACCGUUUCCUGCUGCUGCCAGACUUCCUGUUCUUGGCCUUGUCCUUCCUGUUCCUGAGCAGCGGCUGCAGCCUUCCCUUUGUCUACCUGUUUCCUUACGCUGUUAGUGCUGGGGUGUGUUACCAGAAAGCCACCUUCCUCGUGUCCAUACUGGGAAUCAUCAGCAUCGUGGGGAGCAUCACGUUCGGCUGGCUGACUGACCUCAGGUGUCUGAAGCCGUACUGUCUGCUCUGUUACGCCGUCUCCGUGGCGAUGGAGGGUCUCAGCUGCCUCUUUGUUCCAGCGCUUCACUCCUUCCCGCUCCUCGUACCCUUCGCCGUCCUCUACGGAUACUUUGACGGCGCCUAUGUCGCUCUGAUCCCAGUGGUGACAUUGGAUGUGGUGGGAGCUUCGUACCUGUCUUCGGCUCUGGGCGUGAUCUACUUCCUCCAUGCUAUCCCGUACCUCCUCAGCCCGCCCACUGCAGGUUGGCUCGUUGACUUCACACAAAACUACACGGCCCCCUUCUUGCUCAGUGCCGCCGCCCUGCUAGCCAGCGCGCUCAUCCUGCUCACAGUCACCGUGAUCCGUUACUGGCGUCGCGGCCAAAGACGCCACGCACAAGCCCCGCCCCCAUAAGCCCACGUCAUCAGACUGUGACCUCGUCUGUGUCUCAGAGGAAACGACGACGAGAGCCGUGAUUGGAUGAUUCACCCACCAAUCAAAAUAUUAUCUUAAUUUACGAUUAAUCGCAGGAUACUUUUUUAUUCAUGGAUUUUGUUUGGUUCAUAAAAGUUUAGAAAAAAAACGAGAACAAUCUUCAAAAUAAACAA
Molecule: messenger RNA, 1950 nt
Organism: Solea solea (common sole)
Lineage: Eukaryota; Metazoa; Chordata; Actinopteri; Pleuronectiformes; Soleidae
Product: monocarboxylate transporter 12-B-like
Exons: 7
Coding region: 83-1756 (557 amino acids)
Biological process (GO): transmembrane transport; monocarboxylic acid transport
Molecular function (GO): monocarboxylic acid transmembrane transporter activity
Source: RefSeq, a predicted model, not a curated record